Messenger RNA from Tarenaya hassleriana, 865 nucleotides. RefSeq names its product sucrose synthase 3-like. Bases 263 to 865 code for a protein of 200 amino acids. Lineage: Eukaryota; Viridiplantae; Streptophyta; Magnoliopsida; Brassicales; Cleomaceae. Gene Ontology annotation, biological process: sucrose metabolic process. Gene Ontology annotation, molecular function: sucrose synthase activity. The record is from RefSeq and is a predicted model, not a curated record. The transcript has 7 exons.
UCCACUGAUUUGAAUAUACACACAGAUACAUACACUUGCAUUCCCUCUUGCACAAAAACCAUUCCCUCUUGCACAAAAACCGUCGCUUUCGGUCACUGUAGAACACUCCGCCAUCGUAAUCAAAGUCGCGAAUUCUUCUCUCUCUUUCGUAAUCAUUGUUCCCUUUCUUCCUUUUUGUGUUCUAUAAAUUGGUUUUCGUUUUGUUCACGGACCCUUCGUGGUAAAGUUUGAAGCUUUUGGCUCGAUUGAUUGUUCGAUAACCAUGUCGAAUCCUAAGCUUACUCGAAUUCCGAGCAUGAGAGAGCGCGUCGAGGACACGCUCUCCGCUCACCGCAACGAGCUCGUCGCCCUUCUCUCCAGGUAUAUGGAUCAGGGGAAAGGGAUUUUGCAACCGCAUAACUUGAUCGAUGAGCUCGAGUUCGUGAUCGGAGAUGAUGAAGCGAAGAAGGGACUCUCCGACGGUCCCUUUGGCGAAAUCCUCAAGUCGGCCAUGGAAGCCAUCAUCGUGCCGCCCUUCGUGGCCAUAGCUGUUAGGCCGAGACCUGGAAUUUGGGAAUACGUUCGUGUUAACGUCUUCGAGCUUAGCGUGGAGCAAUUAACGGUUUCUGAAUAUCUUCGUUUCAAGGAAGAACUCGUUGAUGGAGAGGUUGAGGAUCCUUUUCUGCUCGAGCUCGAUUUCGAACCCUUCAAUGCGAACGUUCCUCGCCCAACGCGUUCUUCGUCUAUCGGUAACGGAGUUCAGUUUCUGAAUCGUCACUUGUCUUCCAUCAUGUUCCGUAACAAAUUUACCGGAUGUGGAGGAGAUGAUGAAAUGGAGAAGAUCAUGACAAUGGACAGUGCAAGUGCAAGGGGAAGUGAACCAUGA